This is a messenger RNA of Mercenaria mercenaria, 6388 nucleotides long. RefSeq names its product fibrinogen-like protein A. The transcript is spliced from 2 exons. The record is from RefSeq and is a predicted model, not a curated record. The coding region runs from base 964 to 1971 and encodes 335 amino acids. Lineage: Eukaryota; Metazoa; Mollusca; Bivalvia; Venerida; Veneridae.
AGUCAACAAUUAUACUUUCUAAAUCCAACAAAGUUAUCACUAGAGAAAUUGGAAUCAAAGGAAGUUUCACAUAAAAGUCCUGAUUUAGAAAACUUCGAUACCGACGCUUAAUUAUAGCUUCUAGAAGAAAACCAUUAUGAAAAAUAGGUUGUUUACACGUUGGAAACCCGACGUUGAAUCGACGUCGGGUGUCGACGUUGUUUCGACGUCGGGUGUCGACGUUGUUUCGACGUCGGGUGUCGACGUUGUUUCGACGUCGGGGUUUCGACGUCUAAAAAACUUACAUUUUCAACCAAAACACAACGUCGAAUCGACGUCCGUAUCCGACGUCGUAUCAACGUCGUUACGACGUCGAAUGCCCACUGGGUUUAGAAGGCAUACAUUUUCGUCUUUGUACGACGAAACAAUAUCCCAACGAACAAAAUAUACAAAUAUAUCUGACGCAAAAAAAGAUAUUGGACGGACUAACAACUGCAAAUCUAAGUUGGCCAAGCUCUCCUAACAGUCCCGUAAAAAUUAGGAGCACGGUUUUGGAGAUCUUGUCGCGUCAAGGGAGGCUACACUUGGGACGUAAUCUUUUUUCUUAGCAAGUUAUGGAGAGAGUAGAUUAUAUUGAAGACAGAGUUAAUAAAGAGAGCAAAUUCAGAAGAGAUGGCUUUAAGACGCUCAUAAAUGAAAUCGGUUCCUUAAAAACAAUGCUUCAAGAAGCAUUGGAGAAUAAAGUAAAAGACAAAGAUACCCAGACUGUCCAGGAUACUAAAAAUACUCAUUCAGAGCUAGAGCAAAAAGUUCUGUUGUUGACAAAUGCCUUUAUGAAAGAGAAAAUAUUGAACAAGCGGUUUCGGCGAGAAAUUCCAGAAUUACAAAGACAAGUUCAGGAUUUGAAAACCAAAUCUGACCAAAUUUUCACAGGUGUUGAAUUCAUAAAAAAAACAGAACAGAGAAAGAGAAGAAACUUUUAUUAUGCUUGAAGAUGAAAUACCUAAACUAAAACUAUAUUCAUUAAACUUGCUUGAACAAUUUGAACAAACAGAAUUUACUGAAGCAGAAAAUUUUGACAAAAUAAAGAAUGACACAGAAGAGAUAAAGAAAAACAUAGAAGAUCUGAAACAUACUGAAGAACAGUGUUUGGAAAAUAUAAACAUCAAUAACAAUUUGACAAAGAGACUGGAGGAACAACUUGUCAAUGGAAAGAAGUUUGUCAGUAAAGAGAACGAUUCAGUAACAACCGAUUACCAUGAGAGGGAGUGCAACUGUUCAGUUUCAUCAUGUCCAGUAAAUAGGACACCUUCUCCCAAUGAUCCGAAGACUUCUUACAAGUCUUGCUUGGAAUUAUAUGACAGUGGAUUUAAGUCUAACGCUAAAUACAAUAUAGGAGUUGAAAAAGAAAGAUACAUUUCUGUCUAUUGUGACAUGACUACUGACGGUGGAGGAUGGACUGUAUUUCAACGACGCCAAGAUGGCUCUGUCGAUUUUUUCCGAGAUUGGAAUGAAUAUGAAACCGGGUUUGGAAACUUGACAGGUGAAUUUUGGCUCGGGAACAACUUUUUGAAUCUACUAACUGAUAAUGAUGCACCACAUGAACUGAGAAUCGAUUUAGAAGAUCAUGACGGCAAUCGUGCCUAUGCCAAAUACAGCAGUUUCAAGGUUGGAUCGAAGAGAACAAACUACAAACUAUACGUGAGUGGUUACACAGGAAAUGCUGGUGACUCGCUAGCAGAAUCUGAUUCAUCUUAUGGACCACAUGACCAAAUGGAAUUUUCCACUAGAGAUGCAGAUAAUGACGGAUCAUCUGGUCAUUGUGCUUCAAAAUGGAAUGGGGCAUGGUGGUUCAAAGCUUGUUUUGACUCGCAUUUAAACGGGCUCUAUCAGGACCAGUCAAAAUGCAAGUCUGAAUGGGACUGCAUUAUCUGGAAUACAUGGAAGGGUUCAUAUUACGCCCUAAAAUUCACUGAAAUGAAAUUUAGAUGAGAUAGUGCCAGAGGUACUCUGAAAAACUAAACAAUGAGUUUCUUUAAUUUUAUAAAGUAAAUGUACAUCUCAAAAUAUUUCGUUAUUGAUAUUAAUCUUUAUCCGCAGUGUAGAUACAGAAAAAAACUUUAUUAAAUAUUUAUAAUAUUAUGACUGCCUAUGGUCAAUACAAGAUAUUAUUACCUUUUGAAUCAGCAGGUCAAAUGUUUAGGAUACAGUGUCCUGAGGGUAAGAAAGAGUCCAAUUUAUAUCUGGAAAAUGCUUUAGCAUACAGUAGUCAAACUUCACAAGAUGAGUGUGCUUGAUCACCAGAUGACCUGUUCAGGGACCUGUGAGGCCGAGUUCUUAAAGUGCAAGGAAUGCUUGACAAUAAGUUAAUUUAACAUGAAAGCCAUUCUCAAGCUUUUCAUAACGCUGAAAGAAUUUUGAAAUAAAAUCGGGCAACUAUUGAAAAGAUAUGGCAGUUUGAAAUUGAAGAAAAUGGCUGAUCAUGGACUGGAUGCAGCUAUUUAAGUGUGUUUAUGACUUCAUUUACACACUAUUGAAUUCUUUACUUAGCAAAUAACCUUUCAAAAAAUUAAAUUCAUAAGCUCCUUGAAGGUAAGAUGUAAAACAUGGUAAUUUCUUUCAUUAUAGCUGGAUAAAGUAGAGAAAUUAUUUUACAGAAGUAAGUAAAUACAGUUCAAAUUUGUAUUUCGAAACUAAAUAAAUCCGCCAUUUUGUUUUUUGUUGCCCUGGAAACAAAAUGGCCGUCAUUUUGAUCAAAUCCUCAUAACUUUCUCAUUUUUAAGCCGAUUUUGAAAAUUCUUUCACUUCUUUAAAUGAUUUCAGAAAUCUUAGCAGGUGAAAUUAACAUAAGAACAACAUUGCCUUUCCCUUUAAAGUUGCUGACUUCAAAUCACUUGCCGCACACCGAAACCUAGCUUAGAUGUGAAAUUAUUCAUGGUUCCAGCUGAUUUACAGACGGUCGAUGGUACUACCCCUGUGCGUGGCCGCCAGUGCCUGAAAUAAUGCAUGGCGUCUUCCCUACCAUAAAAAGCAGAAAAAGUCGCUUUGUGACCUAAAUUGUGCCGGUAUGAGUUAAACAAAAAAGAAGACCCCUAUAGCUUUAGGGAUCAAAAGGUCAAAGGUAAAUGUCAAAAUGACCGUGAGACUAAAAGUGAUUCUGAUCAACUGCUGGAGAAUAUGUAUGUUUAAUGGCUUUAAAUUCCAUAAACACAUAACAAAGGGUCAUUAAACUAAAGGGUAAGGCAACAGCACACGUACAGCUAACAAAUACAUAUUCAGGUAAACCCAAACGCCAUUUUAGGCGCAUGUGUUUUGCAAACAGCUAGCUCUCGUUCCGUAUAAAUGUGCGUUCUGUGACAACCAAGAUCGUUCAAAUUAUUUCAGUUGGCCACUAGAUCUUAAAAUAGAAAUGAACUUGAAACGCCAUCCUCCCCUUCCCGUUAAUCGCCGAUUGUGAUUUAAUUUCACAAAUGUUCUUUAAAUGAUUCUCUACAAAUCAUGUCAUAUUGAUCCGUUACCAAUGGCUUUAGUUUUUCCGUAUCGGUGGGUCUAUGGUAAAGCAUAAAUCAUUAACAUUCAAUUAAUAUAAUAAUUAUGAUAAACUUGAAUUACGCAAAAAAAAUAAAGCAUGGUCUAAUAACAGAUGAAUAGUGUGAGUGUAGAACGUACUCCCACCUCACUCCCCGCUACCUGCUCCACCACUCUCUGUUAGAUUUGACCGCUGUGGUCACCACCCCCGCCACUUUGAUAAUUAAAAAUGUAAAGAAAUAAUAGAAAUGAAAAAUAACAAUUUUAAGAUGAUAAUUAUCUAAUUGAAUGCGGAACUUGCUUGGACAAUUUGAACAAACAGAAUAUACUGAAGGAGAAUAUUUUGACAAAAUAAAGAAUGACACAGAAGACAUAAAGAAAGACAUAUAACAUCUUAAGCAUACUGAAGAACAGUGUUUGGAAAAUAUAAACAUUAAUAACAAUUUGACAAAGAGACUGGAAGAACAACUUGUCAGUGGAAAGGUGUUUGUCAGUAAAGAGAACGAUUCAGUAGCAACCGAUCACCAUGAGCGGGAGUGCCACUGCUCGGUUUCGUCAUGUCAAGUAAAUAGCACACCUUCUCCCAAUGACCCGAUGACCUCUUACAAGUCUUGCUUGGAAUUAUAUGAAUGUGGGUUUAAGUCAAACACUAAAUAGUGUUUAGAAAGAAAAAAACAACAUUUCUGUCUAUUGUGACAUGACUGCUGAGAGUGGAGGGUGGACAGUAUUUCAACGACGCCAAGAUGGCUCUGUCGCUUUUUCCGAGAUUGGAAUGUUUAUGAAACUGGAUUUGGCAACUUGGAUGGUGAAUGUUGGCUCGGAAACAAAUAUUUGAAUCUACUAACUGAUAAUGAUGAAACACAUGAACUGAGAAUCGAUCUGGAAGAUCAUGACGACAACCGUGCCUACGCCAAAUACAGGAGUUUCAAGGUUGGGUCGAAGAGAACAAACUACAAACUAUACGCGAGUGGUUACACUGGAAAUGCUGGUGAUUCGCUAGCAGAAUCUGAUUCAGGUUUUGGUCCCCAUGAUCAAAUGGAAUUCACCACCAGAGAUCAAGAUAAUGUCAGAGCAUCUAGUCAUUGUGCUGACGCGUUUACAGGUGGAUGGUGGUUCAACAGCUGUUUUGACUCGCAUUUAAAUGACCCAUAUCAGGAGCAGUCAGAAUGCAAAGUCGCAUUUAAGUGCAUCGUCUGGUAUGCAUGGAACGGUUCACAUAGAUCCAUGAAAUUCACUGAAAUGAAGUUUAGAUAAGACAUUGCAUGAUUGACUAACUUCAGUAUCUUUAAAUGGAGAUUGUACAUCCAAGAAUGUUUUGUUAUUUAGAUAAUUUUUGUCUUUGCGGACAAUCAUGUUGUUAUUACACACACCAAACUAAUUUCCUUAUUUGUGUGUUUAAAAUGUUUAAACGACUCGUUUACUUUUUGUCAGACAGAUAUGAAGUUCAUUCUUAAAUUUGUAUUCAGUGAUUAUAUACACUUACUGACAAUGUACAUAAUAUUAUAUCCAUGUAUUGUACAGAAUCAAUGUUUCAUCAAAAAAAGUGGAAAUUCCACAAAAACUAGGUUUUCAGCCUUUGCAUCACGCCGUACAAUGUUCUUUUUACAAAAGGGCCAUGUUCUAUUGUACAUAUUUGACUUAUCCAAUCACCCUAUUCAGCAGUUAAGAUACAACAAGCAUAGAUGUUAAAGGUCAGUGUCAUGAAACGGAAUAUACUGAGGUUGGUUUAAGAUUACAGUUCACACGAUGCAGUCAGCUCCCUAGAAAAUGAACUAACGCACCCUCCUUAUAUAGAAAAGAAAAAUAAAGAAAUAAUAUAUAUAAAGAAAAUGAGAAAUAACAAGUAUCUAGUUACAAAUUGACAGUGACAUAUAUGAGGCCAAUCCAAUGUGUUUAAUGUCUAAAUAUAUUAUUAAAUUAAACUUCGAUGAGGGGCAAGUGAUUUGAAGUCAGCGACCUUAAUCACUAGGCCACGGAGGACCCUUGGUAUAAUACCGCUAUUCAUUAAGAUGACAGGUGGACAAUUUAGGCCCUCUCUGAAUUAAUAUGUUUUCACAACUUCAUCUGCAAACUUGUUUAGUCAUUCUCUUUUCAGUAUAGUUUUAUAAACAUAGAAUAAUAAAUAUCGUACAUUGUAGAAACAAAAGUAGAUCAAGUACUGUGCAUAAAUAUAAUUAUAAUACUACUAAAUAAAUUUAACAAUAUAAUUGGACAUUAAACACAUUGUCUUGGCUUUAUAUAUGUCACUGUCAAUUUGCAACUAGAUAUUACUUAUUUCUCUUUUUUUUCAAGCAAACCAUGUAUGAUUACCAUCAUGGAAAUACAAAAAUCUGUUAUUUCCUACAGAAAUCAGUGGGACUCGUGAUCAAAAUCAGUCACUUAUUUCAAACGCUUGGGGAAGCAAUAAGAUCAUAUUUUAUUUUAAUAGAAAUUAUAUUGAAAGAAAGUGCAAAUAUUGCAGAUUACUUCAAUAACUUAAUAAACAUUGUCAGAUAAUGCUUUUGUCAUUUGAUGUGUUAAAGAUUUCCUUUUCUAUAUUUCAAUAGGCGUAAAUUGACCGAUAAAGGCUAAUCGAUACACUCGAUAAGCUGUUUUCAAGGGAGAGAAUUUCGACAAUAAGCCAGGAAAUUGGCUUAGAGGUUUCUGGGUACGAGUUAUUUUGUGGCGCGUCUUUAAAAUUCGUCUAUCUAAGGCAUACAUUUUCGUUGAUUCCGUGCUUUGUUCUACGAAACAAUAUCCCAACGAACAAAAUAUACAAAUACUUCGGACGGACUAACAAAUGCAGAUCGAAGUUCAAAAAACUUAGGAGAUACUAAAACGUCAAGGGAGGCUACACUUGAACGUUACGCCAAGGGACGUAAUACUUUUUCCAAGCUUUUGA